UGUUCACACUUCAGAGCAACACCAGAGACAUGUCGGGGCUUGUACUGUGAACUUCCUCACUGUGCAGCCGGACACACACUUAAAACACACACAAAGCUCAGAGCACAGGACCCAACCUGGAUUUUAAACCAUAAAACCCAGAGUGACCGACACUGGUUCCUGCUCUGACUCAUCCUGUGUGAGUAAAGGUCACCAUGGACAACGGUCCCCAUGGUAACCAGGGGCGAUCGAUGUUUGGCCCGAGUGACCGACUGACCGCUGAGUUCAGGGCCUGCUGCAGAGAUCCAACCGACGCGAUUGAAACCAGACUGAGAUCCAUGCUGCAAACAUUUCUGCAACACCACAGGGACAACUCAGGAGACGAGAACAACCAUCUAGCAACAAAGUCCUGCGGUGCGGCAGCGAUAUGGUAUUACAGGAUCCUGGAGAACAUCCUCAGUCAGGAGAAGGAGAGGCUGGGCGUCAAGGACGGCUCGGCACUUGAGUCAGAGGCAGAAUACAGGGACAGUGGAGAGAGGUCCAUUGCUGAGGUCCUCCUGGAGCUGGAUCUGUUUCAGCGCUGCCUGGUGGCCUGUUGUCUGGAGAUUACCAUAUUCUCAAACAGUCUACCAUAUGAGUUCCCUCUGCUCCUUCAGGUCCUCACACUGGCUCCUUACCACUUCAUCAAGGUGAUCGAGCUGGUUCUGCGGGCUGAGAGGUGUCUGCCCCGCGAUGUGGUCACACACCUCGCCCAAUCAGAAGAGAGAGUUCUGGAGAGUUUGGCCUGGACCACAGACUCCCCGCUGCUGGAAGCCAUCAGAGCCAAUGAGGGCCAUCUGCCCACCUGCCAACAGGUGAUGCCUCCUGCAAGAAUUGAAGGUCAAAACCAGACAGACUUUCAACCUGACAGAAACCCACCUGGAGACAUGUCAGUGGAGUUCAGUUUUGGAGCUGAAGCUUCUUCCAGGCCGCCGAGAAGUAACUCCCUCCACCUGUUCACUCGAAAGGUGUACAUGUUGAUGGGGAAGCGUCUUGAGAAGCUUUGUUCCACGCUGCAUAUUUCUGAGGAGCUGCGUCUGAAGAUCUGGACGUGUUUUGAGCAUUCUCUGGUUCACUUCACUGACCUCAUGAAGGACCGACACCUGGACCAGCUGCUCAUGUGUGCCAUCUACAUGAUGGCUAAGAUCACCAAUGUGAAGAUAUCCUUCAAACACAUCAUUCAUUGCUACGAGUCUCAACCACUUGCAAGCAGAAGUGUCUCCAAAAGUGUGCUGAUUUCCAGACAAGACACAGAAACACUUCUCAACAGAAACAACAAUAAUGGAGACCCUGCUCACGGUUUCCCGACCCCCGACUCACCAUCGUCACAUUACCCCCCCGCUCAGGAGGAGAGGGUCAAUCUGAUCCGCUUUUACGACAACAUCUACACCGGGAAGAUGCACGACUGUGCCGACCAGUUUGACCCAGCCUCUGGGAGAGACACCCCCCCUCUGUCUCCUUACCCCAUGCAGGGGAGAGGGGGGGAGAGCAUCUCGUCAAAGCCAGCAGGUCUCCAGCAGCCUCCUCAUCUUCAACUCAGAGACCCCUGGAGACCGAGAAGAAGGGGAGGAUGAAGAUGGUCCUCCAGCUCAGAGGCUUCGUGUUGCAGAGUCAUUCUUGCAGAGGCGACUCAGUAGUGUAGUGAAUGAUCGCGAGGCUCAAAGAGACCGGGACCAACCGUCAAUUUCACACCCUGACCUGCACUAAGUCUCACUCUGAGCUGGUAUAACUGUGGCAGCUAGAGCAACUUCACAGAUAUAGACAAAACAAAUUCCUUUAGGCAAAAAUCUGUCAAAUCAAAGUCUUGUCCGUGCUAAAAUUAAGUCAAAGUCAA
Molecule: messenger RNA, 1852 nt
Organism: Trematomus bernacchii (emerald rockcod)
Lineage: Eukaryota; Metazoa; Chordata; Actinopteri; Perciformes; Nototheniidae
Product: retinoblastoma-like protein 2
Exons: 13
Coding region: 195-1592 (465 amino acids)
Biological process (GO): cell differentiation; negative regulation of G1/S transition of mitotic cell cycle; regulation of transcription by RNA polymerase II
Cellular component (GO): nucleus; transcription regulator complex; chromatin
Molecular function (GO): RNA polymerase II transcription regulatory region sequence-specific DNA binding
Source: RefSeq, a predicted model, not a curated record